CUCCGUCCCUCGCUCCCUCCUUCCCUCUCCCUUCCCUCUCGUCCUCCUCCUCCCGCUCCUGCCGGCCGCUACCCGGUGGCAGGGCAGGGGCGGAGGGCGGGGCGGCGGGAGCCGGGCCGCUGCCGGAGCGCUGCCUGCACCGGCGGGGAGUGGCGGGGGGCGGCAGCCGAGAGGCGGCACCUGGGUCCUUCCUCCGUCUCCAUCACCCCGGCCGCCGUGGAACGGCCGCGGCCGAGCGGAGCGCAGGGGUGAGCACAAGUCCCAAUCCCAGCCCCAUACUAUCUGCUGUGAAGAAAAUUAACUCCGCCCUAGCCAAAACUGGAACAUUCACUUAAUGAGAAAAUGGUGCUGAUAGAGCUUCAGUAACUUGGUCUUUACUAAUGUGCUGACUCACCCAAAAUGUCCAUAAGAGAAUAAUGGAAGCUCCUGAAUACCUUGAUUUGGAUGAAAUAGAUUUUAGUGAUGAUAUAUCGUAUUCUGUAACUUCUCUCAAGACCAUCCCAGAAUUAUGUAGAAGGUGUGAUUCACAAAAUGAAGACAGAUCAGUUUCCAGCAGCAGCUGGAACUGUGGGGUCUCAACUCUUCUUGGAAAUGCACAGAAACCAACAGGAAUUGCAGAUGUAUGCAAUAAAUUCAGACCAGUGAAGAGGGUUUCUCCAUUAAAGCACCAGCCAGAAAGCUCUGAGGACAAUGAAAGUGAUGACCAGAAGAACCAGAAGGGAGAAUACCAGAAAGGCAGUGAUUCUCAGUCUGCACCUCCAAAUGAUGACCAGAGUCCAGGAGAAGGAGAGAGUCUUAAAAGCAAAAGCACCGAGCCUGCUGUUCUGCUUGGGGAGCUGGAGCACUAUGACCUGGAUAUGGAUGAAAUUUUGGAUGUGCCUUAUAUUAAAUCAAGUCAGCAACAUGUUCCUUUUACAAAGGUAGCUCCUGAGAAAAAACUUUUAAGUGUGUGUUCAACUGUGAAUGGUCUAAGUGUCAAGACCUGUCCUGCGGGAAGCACAGAGAGCUCGCCUGCUGGCGGGACGCAGUUCUGUGUGCUGUCUCCUGUGAAAGGCGCUCAGCUGAGAAAAACGCAGCCCAUUGUCCUUGAUCAGCACAAGCAUUCAGCAGAAGAAUUAGAGCUUUCCCAACCUUUAGUUAAGUGUAGCUCAGCCCAUGAAUCUGAAGCCCAAGGCAAGGGCUUCUUCAGCAGGACGCUUGCUGAUCCUCUUGCUCACAAAGCUGAGAAGACUAUGCCGAACUGCCAUCGGAGGACUUUCCACCUGCAGACGGCAGUGGCAGAAAGCAAGCAGCUAGAGGAGCUGAGCAUGAACUGGAGCAGUGCAGGGGGCCCAGAGGAGAGGAGUGAAGAGGUGAAAAAAAUUAAGAGCAUCUUAAACAUUGUAAAGGAAGGCCAAAUAUCUUUACUGCCACAUUUAGCAGCAGAUAAUCUGGAUAAGAUCCAUGAUGAAUAUGACAACAAUCUGUUGCAUGUAGCAGCAUCAAAGGGACAUGCAGAGUGCCUGCAGCAUCUCACUUCUUUGAUGGGUGAAGACUGUUUGAAUGAACGAAACAUUGAGCAGCUAACUCCAGCUGGGUUAGCAAUAAAGAAUGGUCAGCUGGAGUGUGUUCGGUGGAUGGUGAGCGAAACAGAAGCUAUUGCAGAACUCAGUUGCUCAAAAGACCACCCAAGCCUUAUUCAUUAUGCAGGUUGCUAUGGCCAGGAGAAAAUCCUUCUGUGGCUUCUUCAGUUUAUGCAAGAACAAGGGAUUUCGCUGGAUGAAGUUGACCAGGAUGGAAAUACUGCUGUUCACGUAGCUGCUCAACAUGGCUAUCUAGGAUGCAUACAGACAUUGGUUGAAUAUGGAGCAAAUGUCACCAUGCAAAACCAUGUGGGAGAGAAACCCUCUCAAAGUGCUGAGCGACACGGGCACACCAUGUGUUCCCGCUACUUAGUAGUUGUGGAGACGUGUAUGUCACUGGCCUCUCAGGUUGUCAAGCUGACUAAGCAGCUGAAGGAGCAAACUGUGGAACGUGUGACAUUACAAAACCAGCUCCAGCAGCUUUUAGAAGCCCAGCGGUCGGAGAGCAAGUCACUGCCCACAUCCCCAAGCUUGCCAUCAUCUCCUGCUUCUUGCAAACCCCAGUGGAAACCAUCUGAAGCAGAUGAAUUGUCUCCACCAAAAAGUAAAUUGAGCACCCAAGAUGGGAUUCAGAUUCUUGGCAGCUUGGGAACGAACAUAUCUACUCGUGCUCGAGCUAAAAUAAAAGAUGAGGACUCCGAUAAAAUCUUGCGACAGUUGCUGGGGAAGGAAAUCUCUGAAAAUGUCUGUAUGCAGGAAAAGCUGACUUUGGAAUUUCAGGAUGCUCAUGCAUCCUCCAAGAACGUGAAGAAGAUUUUGCCAGAGAAAAGGGAGUUGAAAUUAGCCCGACUGAGGCAACUGAUGCAGCGGUCUCUCAGUGAGUCUGAUACAGAUUCAGCUAAUUCUGAGGACCACAAGAACACCCCUGUGAAAAGAGCUGACAAACCAAGACCUCAGCCUAUAGUGGAGAGUGUUGAGAGCACAGAGAGUUUGAACAUGAUGCUUAAGAAGCACACUUCCACAGCAGGACGUCGCUUCCCUUUUGGUAUCAGGGUCUCUAAGUCUGUGGACGGCCACAGUCCCUCCCCAACUUCGGAGAGCAGUGAUGCGGAUAAUGAAGCCCCAUAUCAGUCUGGUACAGUACCUCAGAACCAAUUCUGUGCAGACAUCUCUCCAUCCAGCACAGACAGUGCUACUGCCCAGAAGGUUGCCACCAGCCCAAAGAGUGCUCUCAAGUCUCCAUCCUCAAAGCGCAGAACCUCUCAAAAUUUGAAACUUCGAGUGACUUUCGAGGAGCCUGUGGUGCAGGUGGAGCUAGCAGAGUCAGAACUAAAUGAGGAAAAGGAAAAAGACCGGAGCAAAGGAGUCGUGCGGCCUCCAGCCAGCUCUGGAGAGCAUGCAGGGGAUCAGCUGAAAAGGCCUUUUGGAGCUUUUCGGUCCAUAAUGGAGACACUGAGUGGCAACCAAAAUAACAACAACAACUGUCAAAUGGUAAACCACAUCAAAACUUCCUCAACGCUGCCUUUUACCUCACUAGGAAGGAAGACAACAGAAAGUAAGGGAAAUCCAGCAGUUGUCUCAAAAGGAAGAAACAAGCCAAAAGCCCAUCCACUGUUCAGAGUUGGAAGAAUUUACCAAGGAGUGGCAGGCAUGAUGACAUCAACUGGAAAAUCCAGAAAUCUGACAGUGAAAAGAGUAUUGAAGAGCCAGAGCUGCAGGAAUUCUUCCUCUAAAACAUGUCAUGAUGUCUCACGUUGUUUGAAAUACCUGAAAUAUAGCCUUUUGAAACACUAAUAUGAGACAUACCCCUCACCAGCAAAACAGCAGCUGUUAGGAUGCCUUAAUUUGUAUCAGUUAGACCAUAUACAAAUCUUUUUUAUGAUAUAUGUGUAUAUGUAACUUGUUUGUAAACUGUGCUGUGUAAAGGCAUGGGUGAGCAGAAGUAACAAUUUGAAAAUUGUUAUGACACUUGCAAACUCCAAAAUGUUUGUUAGGCCACGGAACAAGUUUUGUACUUUGUGUCUUGCAUGGAUAUAUUGUCAUAUAUCUUUAUUUCCCUUUGUCAACAGCAUAUACUGUCAAAGUUUCAUCCAGGACUCUGCCUGUGCAGCUCCUCAGUGAGAUCAAGGCAAAAGCGUUGAUUUUCUUUUUUUUUAGUAUGUUUUGUCUGUUGUUAUUUCUUUUUUUUGUAAAAAGGAAAUAAAGACAGUGUUAAUAGGA
Molecule: messenger RNA, 3782 nt
Organism: Motacilla alba alba
Lineage: Eukaryota; Metazoa; Chordata; Aves; Passeriformes; Motacillidae
Gene: SNCAIP
Product: synuclein alpha interacting protein
Exons: 13
Coding region: 417-3356 (979 amino acids)
Molecular function (GO): ubiquitin protein ligase binding
Source: RefSeq, a predicted model, not a curated record